Messenger RNA from Ostertagia ostertagi, 1035 nucleotides. The record is from the annotation of a GenBank genome assembly. Lineage: Eukaryota; Metazoa; Nematoda; Chromadorea; Rhabditida; Trichostrongylidae.
AUGGGCAUCGACGGUGCGGCGAUGGCUCUUCUCGAUGGCCUCUGUCAUCAGCGGAUCGACGCCGGUCUCGCGCAGCGUCUGGGCGACCAGGCCCAUUUCUUCCCAGCGGCGAUGGGCAUGCACGACAUGCGUCUGCACCAGCAUGCGCCUCACGAGGCAGAAGUAGGCGCUGAGGCCCAGAGCCAAGGCGAGCGCCGCGUAAAGCGGGACCUGCGCCACGUUGAGGAACAGCCACGGCGCGGUCAGUGGCCCGACGGCCGCGCCGAAGUCGCGCCAGGUCGAAUAGCUCGCCUGGCUGGAGAGUACGGUGCCGUGGCCGCGCUCGAUCACCAGCACCGGGAUCAGCGUGUUGAACAUGCCGCGCGUCGUCACGAUCAUCAGCGCGCCCAGCAGCUCGUGGUCGAGCGCGAUCAGCACGAAGCCCGAGACCAGCAGGGCGGCAUUCGCCAUGGCGAUGCGCCGUGCGCCGAAGCGGUCGCCGAUCCAGCCGCCGAUCGGGCCGGUCGUGACCUCGACCAGCCAGCGCAGCGCCAGCAGCAUCGCCGUCGCCAUCACCGGCGCGACGGAAGUGAUCGAAUCCUUCAUCAGGAAGGCCAGCGUCAGCAGGAAGACGCCGUCGCCGGAGAAGCCCAUCACGAAGCCCCAGACUUCGAGGCGGUGCGGUACCGGCAACUUGAAGCCCUUCUUCGCCGCCGGUUCCGGCGGCAGGCGCGGCAGGACGAUCGCCGCGCCGAGCGCGAUCAGCGUCACCGCGCCGAAGAUCAGGAAGACCGGGCGCGCGCCGAGUUCGAGGACGAUCCAGGCGCCGCCGACCAGCGACAUUGCCUGCACGAGACCGAUCGCGGCGCGGCUGGUGCCGACCCGUUUGCCGGCAUUGGCGCGGUCGCUGACGGCAUAGGCCAGGGUGGCGAGAUUGAGCGAGGCGUAGGAGAUGCCCCACAGGAUGCGCGCAAGGAUCUGCGCCGUUGGAUCCUCGACCAGGCCGUAAAUGGUCGUCGAGACGGCCGAGCCCAGCGCGGCGGCGAUCAUCAGCGC